AUCCGGGGACGGAAUCAAAUUUCUCAGUGCUCGAUGACGCCAAAGGCGGCGGCGCAGGCGACCACAGUCUCUCAAUCUACACUGGACAAAUCGUUCAAUCAACAGGUAUAAUAAGAGUGGGGCAUCACAGACGACAAGCACAGGUUCUCGAGCUCGAAUCACAGGGACAUAGAUACAUCUCGCACGGUCACAUCAUGGCGUACCUCUUUUCAGGGCUUCUCAAUUGGCUCCGGUCAUUGUUCUUCGCAAAGCAUUUAGAAGUCACAAUCGUCGGCUUGCAGGCAAGUGGCAAGACAUCCCUAGUCAACGUCCUCGGUUCGGAUCAAUGGUCAGAAGAUGUCGUUCCGACCGUGGCGUUCAACAUGAGGACAGUGAGGAAAGGGAAUGUUACGAUGAAAGUGUGGGAUGUAGCUGGUCAGCCAAAGUUCAGAGGGAUGUGGGACCGGUAUUGCAGAGGCGCAGAUGCGAUCAUAUACGUCGUUGAUGCAGCUGAUUCCAAAUCCAUACCUACCGCCACGUCCGAGCUCCACGCUCUCAUCGCCCUUCCCGCCCUCGCUACCGUUCCAUUAUUGGUCUUGGCCAAUAAGAACGACUUGCCAGAAGCCAUCAGUGUAGAUGCUCUUAUAAAGGAGAUGAGAUUGAGCGAGAUAAGAGGCAGGGCAGUGUCUUGUUAUUCGACCAGUAACAAGACGAAACACAAUCUUGAUAUUGUUCUUGCCUGGCUCACUCAGAGGGCUCAUUGAGGAGGCGAAAUUCAUUUUUUCGAGAGUAGCAGGCGGGGGUAUCACUUGCUUCAUGUUGUAACUGGGAAGUGUUGAUGCGGGACGAGUCAUGCUCGAACUCAUUUAUAGUGCUCUGUACAAGAUACAUCGCCUGAUCACGAAGUCCAGCUGUACGAGACCCAGGACACAUGCUAUUGCUCAGGUGUGCCUCACAGGCUUCGGAUUCCCUACACUUCCUCGUUCACAGCGGUUGUCUGUUUGUGAGCAUCAGAAUGCAUGUACCGG
Kockovaella imperatae is the source of this 1007-nucleotide messenger RNA. RefSeq names its product ADP-ribosylation factor family-domain-containing protein. Gene Ontology annotation, cellular component: lysosomal membrane. The transcript has 7 exons. NCBI's taxonomy places the organism in Eukaryota, Fungi, Basidiomycota, Tremellomycetes, Tremellales, Cuniculitremaceae. The record is from RefSeq and is a predicted model, not a curated record. Gene Ontology annotation, biological process: protein transport. Gene Ontology annotation, molecular function: GTP binding; GTPase activity. The coding region runs from base 195 to 743 and encodes 182 amino acids.